Molecule: messenger RNA, 501 nt
Organism: Entrophospora candida
Lineage: Eukaryota; Fungi; Glomeromycota; Glomeromycetes; Entrophosporales; Entrophosporaceae
Source: the annotation of a GenBank genome assembly
AUGGUUGUAACAAAGGGAAUUGAUGCAAAAGUUACAAGCAAUAAAAAUCUUAACAUUAGGAAGAUUGUUACACGAAAAAAUAGUGUCACAAAACUGUUAUCAUCCCCUGUUAGAGUUGUUGCCUUUCAUUCAGGUUAUAUUAAAGGAUCUGUCAAUGAUGCAGCAAUUUUACCAACAAAGAAUAAAGCAUCUGAAUCAUUUCACUGGAAUUUUGAAAGACUUUUAUCGAUAUCAUUAGUUCCAUUAACAAUCACUUCAGUUAUAAAUGGAGCACAUCCGAUUACAGAUCUUUGUCUAGGAAUAAUCUUACCAAUUCAUUGUCAUAUUGGAUUUGAUACAAUUAUUACAGAUUAUUUGCCAGCUCAUAGAUCACCAAAACUUAACAAAGUAUCUACGUGGGGAUUAAAAGGUGCUACAUUGUUGGUGCUUAGUGGUUGUUACAUGAUUAAUACAGUUGAUGUGGGAAUGACUGAAAUCGUAAAAAGAGUUUGGCAUGCUUAA